AUAUCCCUUGGCUAGCGCUUCUUGUUACCGUUUCUGGAGUUGGAGAAAUAAUGUCGGCUGAGGUCGAUAUUGAAGACAACUCUUGUUUACUAUUUACCGACAGUAUACAUAAAGCUACCACUAUUGUAGAAGAAUAUGAGCGACAGACAUGUAGCAGAUUCAUUAGUGCCGCAUGUUCAAAAGAUUUUGGAAAGUCAGCUGUAGCCUUAAGCAUAGAUGCAAAAAAGAUAUAUUGGAACACAUCCUAUAACAACGAAGCAGGCUCUACUCCAUACAUUAUUAUUGGUCAAAAACAGUUGGAUUGCCACCAUGGGAAAGACCCAGAUAAGGCCAAGAAGGCAAAAUACAAAGCAGAGAAAGAAAAGAAAGACAAUCCAGUUUCAUAUUUACGUGUGAUGCCAUCCAAAAAAGUGGAUUGUCCUGCUAAGAUAACUUUACGUGAUGUCGUGUAUUUUACUGAUUUUAAGAUUGAACGUGACACAAAAUAUCACAGACAGACCAAAAGUAGAAAGUUAAAAACUGAUUUUAAAAGUAACAAGUGUGGUAAAAUCGUAAGGCACAUAUUGGUCAAUUUACCAGCGAUCAACGAGCAUCGCAAUCAUCCUUCCGGAGAGGAAGAUGGUCUCACUCAAAGGGUUGAUCCGAACGUAUCCAAAAAGAUUGAUGAGCUUCUGGCAGAAGGCAUCAACAGUGUAAAAGAAAUUCAAAAACACAUAGAAUCCUAUGUUACAACAGAGCAAUUUCCAGGACAGUCAAUCCCAACGCCAUCUAAUAGACGUUAUUUUCCAAACAAGAAAACAAUUAGGACCAAAAUUUACCAGUUUAUGAUUCAAAAGAAGAAACUUUCUGCAAUUGAACAGGAAAGUAAUGAAAGGAUUUCAGAAGAAGUCGUCGAUAAUGAUUUGAUAGCAUGUGCAGAAGUAGAGGUUGAUAAUGCUUUGAUAGCAUGCUUAGAAGAAGUGGUUGAUAAUGAUUCAGGGGCUCCUUCAGAAGAAACUGAUAAUAAUUUGAGAGUCCAUUCAGAAGAACUUGAUGAUGAUGCCAGAGCCCAUUCAGAGGAAGUUGAUGAUGAUGUCAGAACCCAUUUAGAAGAAGUUGAUGAUGCCAGAGCCCGUUCAGAAGAAGUUGAUGAUGAUACCAGAGCACGUUCAGAAGUAGUUGAUACUUUAGAACAAGCGACAGCCAUUGUAAAGGAUUAUGAAGAAAGGACACUUAGUAAAUUUAUCAGCCUAAGUUGUCCAAAGGACUUUGGGAAGUCAGAUGCUGCUCUGAAUAUAGAAGCUAAGAAGAUCUACUGGGAUAAUUCCUACACAAAGGAGGAAACUGGGUCAACACCAUAUAUAAUAGUUUCUCAAAAACAGUUGGAAUGUCAAUAUGGAAAGGAUCGAGACGAAGCUAAGAAGGCAAAACUCAAAGCUGGCAAGGAAACGAAAGAAGAUUGUGUUGCACAUAUAAGCGGAAGGGGGAGGCCAUCCAAAAAAGUAGACUGUCCUGCUAAGCUUGUUAUUCGUGAUCUUGUUUAUUUUACAGAUUUCAAGAUAAAAGAUGACACUAAAUAUCGCAAGGAGAGGAAGAGUAAAGAGCUAAAAGUUGCAUUUAAAAACAAACAAGCUGUCCGUAUUUCAAGGCAUUUCUUUAUUAAUUUACCUUCAACAAAAGAUCAUCGCAACCAUGAGUUUGGUCAGAUUGCUAGUCCACCAACAAAAAGGAAACAGCCUCGCAAGAAGGAACAAGAUAUUUCAACUGCUGAAAGCUGAUGUGAUGUCUCUUUCUCUCAUUCACAUUUAAUCAAAAUAUGCAAUACAAUAUUAUUGUCCAAGAACCUUGAUAAUAUCUAUCUAUAUUGAUGUUUUUCCUGUAUGAUGGGCAAAGAAUAAUUUGCAGUAUUUCAAUAGCGUUUUUCAUGCUAUGCAGAUGUGAUGCUUAAGUGGUUAUAAUUUUGAUUGAAAUGGACGUGUAUUACCAGAUAUUUGUUCUUUGAAGAUUCAGAAAGUAGUGUCUGUAUGUUACAUCGUACAAUUCAGGGCUAGCGCAUUUUUGUCUUCUGAAAAAAGCACAUCCUUGAAUCUCAAUCCAACAAUAAACCAAACAAUACAAUAAAGCUCAGUGUAUGUGUGCAUUUCAUUUUAAUCCACCCUUCAGACAAGGGUUUGAGUUACUGGUAGCAUUAUGAUUAUGCUCUUUAAUGUUGUACUCUCCUUGGAAAAAAUCUAAAGAAAAAACAUAAGAAAUUUUGAAUAAAAUAUUGUAUUUUAUUGUUGGAGCUGAAAGUUUCAAGUAAGUUAUAAACUUAAAAUAAAAUAAAAAAUUUGUUGCCAGGUUCUACACCAAAACCAAACCAUAUACAUGGUAAUACUCUCAAAUCCAAUGGCUCAAUGGUAACACUUUUUUUAUUGUACAGGCGCUAAAAAAGUUAUGUAUGACAAAAAAAAAAUCAACUACCUUCAUUAACAUGGGCUGUACAUUACCCAACAUCACUUUUAGUUGUAAUAAAUUUAAUCACAUUUUCCAUAUCCCUUUGUUAUAAAAGAGAAUGGCUCCUGAGUUCAAAGACCGUGUCAGCAGAGAAUUUUUUCUCAUGACUAAAAGAAAUCUCCACUACCUAGGGCCUCGUAAAUACUUGGUUUAUGAAAUAUUAUUUCGAUUUUGUUUAUUUAAGAGUGGCCUGGAAUAUGGGCUACUAAAGUUGGACUGGUCACCUAGUGUAAAAAAAGGUUCACAAAUUUAAAUCACUGUCAUUAGCAGGACCCGUAGCGUGACUUAAUUUGUGGUUGGUUCGUUUUAGUGGAAAGUGGAUCCUUUAUCUCCGAUACGCUGGAGAACAUUGAAAAUAUAUCUACUAAUAUCAAUUUUUCGUUUUUAAAUGCGGACCAUCUCCAGUUUUUGGGCUGUUCGUCGUAACCCCCUUAACUCCACCACGCUACGGGCCUGCAUUAGUCACUUAUAAUUUACAAACUAAUUUGUCGUCUUGGUGUUGUGUGUUUUUUGCACCGACCAGACUUCCACCGGAGUAAACGCAUAACCUAGCCAAAACUUAGUUGGUUGUGCAGUGCUAGUUUAAGUAUACUGUGCGUUUUUUUAUAAUUGCUUUCCUUGUAUAAAAACAAGCCUUUAAUGUAACAUUAAGCAUAUUAUACCGUCAGUUUUUAAAGGGUUUUCUUCUGUUAGGAAUGCAUAUCGACAAAUGUCCGUUAACUCAGUUGAGCACAGCACACCAAAUCGGCGGGCGCCGAUGAUUAAUUUGUCCAAAAUAAAUUGCGCCCUCUGUUGGCAGUAACAGUUUUGUUGGUACUAAAUAUUGGAGGCAUUACUUUUUGUGACAAAUGAAAUGAAAUAAAAUAAAGAGAAACUGACAUUACAA
Molecule: messenger RNA, 3361 nt
Organism: Anneissia japonica
Lineage: Eukaryota; Metazoa; Echinodermata; Crinoidea; Comatulida; Comatulidae
Exons: 9
Coding region: 51-1757 (568 amino acids)
Molecular function (GO): DNA-binding transcription factor activity
Source: RefSeq, a predicted model, not a curated record